This is a messenger RNA of Beauveria bassiana ARSEF 2860, 930 nucleotides long. Its product is annotated as transcription elongation factor S-II. The coding region runs from base 1 to 930 and encodes 309 amino acids. Gene Ontology annotation, molecular function: zinc ion binding; RNA polymerase II transcription regulatory region sequence-specific DNA binding. Gene Ontology annotation, cellular component: nucleus. Gene Ontology annotation, biological process: transcription antitermination; transcription elongation by RNA polymerase II; DNA-templated transcription. The transcript is spliced from 3 exons. Lineage: Eukaryota; Fungi; Ascomycota; Sordariomycetes; Hypocreales; Cordycipitaceae. The record is from RefSeq and is a predicted model, not a curated record.
AUGGAUCAAAGAGAGCUCGAGUCGCGCAUCAAGGCGCUCACCAAGAGCGUCGCCGCCAACGAGGCUCCCGAAAACGCACUACGCCUGCUGGACUCGCUCAAAGAGGAUGCGGCGCCGACGGAGGAAAUGCUUCGGUCGACCCGAGCCGGCGUCUUUGUCGGCAAGCUGCGCAGCAACUCGAACAAGGAAAUUGCGCGAUCAGCCGCCGAGCUUGUCAACAAGUGGAAAAAGCUUGUUGAGCAGGAAAAGAACUCGAAGCUGCAAAGAUCCAAGCUAGGCUCCCCCGCCUCGGGCGCCGCCUCCUCCCCUCCCGCGCCCGCCGCCGCUGCCAUACUACCCACCAUGAGCACCACCACCUCCUCCGCUGCCGGCAAGAAAUUCACCGGCGACCCCGAGACGCGCAAGUACGAUGCCGACGGCGUCGACACCAAGCGCACCGACUCCGCCGUGCGCAACAGCUGCAUCGGGCUCAUCUACAACGGCCUCGCCUACCGCUCCACCGCCUCCGAGUCGGACGUGCUCGCCAAGUCGGUCGCCGUCGAGGCCGCCGCCUUUGCCCACUUUAAAGGCCAGGGCGCCGACUACAAGAAAAAGAUUCGCUCCCUCUUCACCAACCUCAAGAACAAGUCGAACCGCGCGCUGGGGCAGAGCGUCAUGGCGAGCGAGAUUCCGCCGGAGCGCUUCGUCGCCAUGACCGACGACGACUUGAAGAGCGACGACCAGCGCAAAAAGGAGAUUGAGCUGGAAAAGGAGAAUAUGAAAAAGGCGCAGGUGCCCAUGGCGGAAAAGAGCAUCAGCGACAGCCUCGAGUGCGGCAAGUGCAAGAAGAAGCAGGUCAGCUACACGCAGGCGCAGACGCGCAGUGCGGAUGAGCCGAUGACGACGUUUUGCGAGUGCAUGAAUUGCGGUAACCGCUGGAAGUUUUCCUAG